GCGCGCCGCGCGCCCCCGCGACCGAGGCGGGAGAGUCCGGGCCGGAGGCGUCAGGUCGGGGAGCCCGUCGGUCCUCUGCGCGCCGGAGCCCGCACGGCCCGACCGGCUGGGGGAGGCGCCCGCUCUGUGCCCAGGUUGGGAGCCAUGGCGGUGUGGAUCCAGGCGCAGCUCCAGGGCGACGCCCUCCACCAGAUGCAGGCUCUCUAUGGCCAGCACUUCCCCAUCGAGGUGGCGGCACUACUGGCCUGGAUCGAGAGCCAGGCCUGGGACUCAAUAGAUCUUGAUAAUCCACAGGAGAACAUUAAAGCCAGCCAGCUCCUGGGGGUCUGAUCCAGAGCUGCAGAAAAAGCUGAGCACCAAGUGGGGGAAGAUGGGUUUUUACUGAAGAUCAAGCUAGGGCACUAUGCUACCCAGCUCCAGAACACAUACGACCGCUGCCCCAUGGAGCUGGUCCGCUGCAUCCGCCACAUACUGUACAACGAGCAGAGGCUGGUCCGCGAGGCCACCAACUGCAGCUCUCCAGCUGGGAGCCUGGCAGACGCCAUGUCCAGAAGACUGCAGAUCAACCAGACGUUUGAGGAGCUGCGCCUGGUCAGCCAGGACACGGAAAACGAGCUGAAGAAGUUGCAGCAAACCCAGGAGUACUUCAUCAUCCAGUACCAAGAGAGUCUGCGGCUUCAGGCCCAGUUUUCCCAGUUGUCGCAGCUGAACCCACAGGAACGCCUGAGCCGGGAGACGGCGCUGCAGCAGAAGCAGGCAUCGCUGGAAGCCUGGCUGCAGCGGGAAGCGCAGACCCUGCAGCAGUACCGUGUGGAGCUGGCAGAGAAACACCAGAAGACUCUGCAGUUGCUGCGCAAGCAGCAGACCAUCAUUCUGGACGACGAGCUGAUCCAGUGGAAGCGGCGCCAGCAGCUGGCCGGCAACGGGGGGCCGCCGGAGGGCGGCCUGGACGUGCUGCAGUCCUGGUGUGAGAAGCUGGCGGAGAUCAUCUGGCAGAACCGGCAGCAGAUCCGGCGGGCGGAGCACCUGUGCCAGCAGCUGCCCAUCCCGGGCCCCGUGGAGGAGAUGCUGGGCGAGCUAAACGCCACCAUCACCGACGUCAUCUCUGCCCUGGUCACCAGCACCUUCAUCAUCGAGAAGCAGCCCCCGCAGGUCCUGAAGACGCAGACCAAGUUUGCCGCCACCGUGCGGCUCCUGGUGGGCGGGAAGCUGAACGUGCACAUGAACCCUCCGCAGGUCAAGGCCACCAUCAUCAGCGAGCAGCAGGCCAAGGCUCUGCUCAAAAAUGAGAGCACGCGCAACGACUACAGCGGGGAGAUCCUGAACAACUGCUGCGAUGAAUACCACCAGGCCACAGGCACGCUCAGUGCCCACUUCCGGAACAUGGUCGCUCAAAGAGGGAUCAAGCGUUCCGACCGGCGUGGGGCGGACGUCCCGUGAUCAGAGGAGAAGUCACCCAUUCUGUUCGAGUCCCAGUUCAGUGUAGGGGGCAACGAGCUCGUGUUCCAGGUCAAGGUGAGACCCUGUUCCCUGCCGGUGGUUGUGAUCGUCCACGGCAGCCAGGACAACAACGCCACGGCCACCGUCCUUUGGGACAACGCCUUCGCCGAGCCUGGCCGGGUGCCGUUCGCCGUGCCGGACAAAGUGCUGUGGCCGCAGCUCUGCGAGGCUCUGAACAUGAAGUUCAAGGCCGAGGUGCAGAGCAGCCGGGGGCUGACCAAGGACAACCUGCUCUUCCUGGCCCAGAAGCUCUUCAACAGCAGCAGCGGCCACAUCGAGGACUACAGCGGCAUGGCCGUCUCCUGGUCCCAGUUCAACCGGGAGAAUCUGCCAGGGCGGAACUACACGUUCUGGCAAUGGUUCGACGGCGUCAUGGACGUGCUCAAGAAGCACCUCAAGCCGCACUGGAACGACGGCGCCAUCCUGGGCUUCGUGAACAAGCAGCAGGCCCACGACCUGCUCAUCAACAAGCCUGACGGCACCUUUCUGCUGCGCUUUAGCGACUCUGAGAUCGGCGGCAUCACAAUCGCCUGGAAGUUCGACUCCGUGAAGGAGAGGAUGUUCUGGAACCUGAUGCCCUUCACCACACGGGACUUCUCCAUCCGCUCGUUGGCGGACCGGCUGGGAGACCUGAGCUACCUGAUCUACGUUUUCCCCGACCGGCCCAAGGAUGAGGUCUUUUCCAAGUACUACACGCCUGUGCUGUGCGAGUCCACUGCUGCCAAGACCGUCGACGGGUACGUGAAGCCACAGAUCAAGCAGGUGGUGCCAGAGUUUGCCAACGCGUCCUCGGACUCGGCCGGGGGCGGUGCCACAUACAUGGACCAGGCCCAGUCCCCCAACGUGUGCUCCCAGUCCCAUUACAACAUGUACCCCACAAACCCUGAUUCCGUCCUGGACCCCGACGGCGACUUUGACCUGGAUGACACGAUGGACGUGGCGAGACACGUGGAGGAGCUCUUACGCCGGCCAAUGGACAGUCAGUGGAUCCCUCACGCCCAGUCCUGACCCACCCUCGCCGCCCACCCGCCCACCCACCCGCCAGUUGCCUCCGGCCAUCGGCCUCCGCUCUGUGGAAACAAUGUUGAUGAUGUGAAGUGUU
This is a messenger RNA of Ornithorhynchus anatinus (platypus), 2602 nucleotides long. RefSeq names its product signal transducer and activator of transcription 5B (gene STAT5B). Gene Ontology annotation, biological process: defense response; regulation of cell population proliferation; growth hormone receptor signaling pathway via JAK-STAT. NCBI's taxonomy places the organism in Eukaryota, Metazoa, Chordata, Mammalia, Monotremata, Ornithorhynchidae. Gene Ontology annotation, molecular function: DNA-binding transcription factor activity, RNA polymerase II-specific; RNA polymerase II cis-regulatory region sequence-specific DNA binding. The record is from RefSeq and is a predicted model, not a curated record.